Tinamus guttatus (white-throated tinamou) is the source of this 445-nucleotide messenger RNA. The record is from RefSeq and is a predicted model, not a curated record. NCBI's taxonomy places the organism in Eukaryota, Metazoa, Chordata, Aves, Tinamiformes, Tinamidae.
CUGUGCAACUGCCUAUGUCCUCCUGGCUGAGGAAGAAGCAACAACUAUUGUAGAUGCUGAGAAGUAUUUUAAACAGGCUCUGAAAGCAGGAGAAACAGUUUACAGAAAGUCUCAGAACUGCCAUUCCCAAAGUCCCCAGCAUGAAGCACAGCUGAGAAGAGAUACCAAUGUACUGGUAUAUGUGAAAAGGAGGCUAGCUAUGUGUGCAAGAAAACUUGGAAGAAUAAGAGAAGCUGUAAAAAUGAUGAGAGAUUUAAUGAAAGAAUUUCCACUUCUCAGCAUGCUGAAUAUUCAUGAAAACCUCCUGGAGGCACUGCUGGAAUUACAGGCCUAUGCAGAUGUCCAGGCAGUUUUAGCUAAGUAUGAUGAUAUUAGUCUUCCAAAAUCAGCAGCAAUAUGUUACACAGCAGCCCUUUUAAAAGCCAGAGCUGUUUCAGAAAGGUAA